Molecule: messenger RNA, 3045 nt
Organism: Solanum pennellii
Lineage: Eukaryota; Viridiplantae; Streptophyta; Magnoliopsida; Solanales; Solanaceae
Product: pentatricopeptide repeat-containing protein At3g48810
Exons: 3
Coding region: 389-2380 (663 amino acids)
Molecular function (GO): protein binding
Source: RefSeq, a predicted model, not a curated record
AAAUUUCAGGUAGCUUUCCAAAACAAGGCCUGAAAAUAUUUUUCAGAACUAAAAAUAGCUGUAUUGAUAAUUCGGGUCGUGAAACUACCGAGUUCGGACCGCAGACGCCAUUAACAAUCCCUGCGUUCCCCUGCUUGCCGGAGAACUACCAGGACGGAGUGAAAAUCAGUAAUUCUCUUUCAAUUUUGUUUAUCCAGUGCACCAUAGGUAUAAUUUCUCUACCGUGAAACUCAUUAUCAAUUUCUUUGUUCAACAAUAAUCACUCUCCACAUAUUAUCCCCAAUUUGAAUCGCUCGGAUUCUUUUUUAAUACCCAGUUGCUUCUUAAUUCCCCUUUUUGGGUUCUUUCUUUCAUUUAAGUUGAUAAAAAUUGUGUCUUUCACUGUACUAUGUACUUGAAAGAAGGAUGUUCCUUAUUGUUGAAAGUCCAAAAAAGGUCUCUUCCUUUAAUCCUCAACAAUGUAAAUGCAAGUUUCAAUGUUGAUCAAUUUAAUGGUGGUAAAACUCCCGUUGAGCUCAAAGAAUUUGAUGUAUUAAAGAGAUUGAAAUAUGAAGAAAAUAUUUCAAAUGCUUUAGAGUAUUUCAAAUGGGUUGCUAAUUCAACAUUUUUCAAGCACACCCCUUUAACAUAUAAAGUAAUGAUGGAAAAACUUGGGCAACACCAGGAGAUGGAUAGUGUUCAAUACCUCUUGCAACAGAUGAAAUUAGAAGGUAUUAGUUGUUCCGAAGAUAUAUUUAUCAGUGUGAUUGAUUCGUAUAGGAGAGGUAACGCAGCAGAGCAAGCAUUGAAGACAUUCUACAGGAUACAGGAUUUUGGGUGUAAGCCUACAGUUAGGAUAUAUAAUCAUCUGUUAGAUGCUUUGCUUAGUGAGAAUAGGUUUCACAUGAUUAAUCCUAUUUAUAAUAACAUGAAGAAAGAUGGGGUUGUUCCCAAUGUGUAUACUUAUAACAUUCUUUUGAAAGCAUUGUGCAAGAAUAAUAGGGUAGAUGGAGCUCUGAAGUUACUCGUGGAAAUGUCGAACAAGGUGUGUUCUCCUGAUGAAGUGAGCUAUACAACAAUUGUGUCUUCCUUGUGUAAGUUUGGUAAAGUAAGAGAAGCCAGAGAAGUAGCCAUGAGAUUCACUCCCACUGUUCCUGUUUAUAAUGCUCUGAUAAAUGGGCUUUGUAAGGAAUAUAAUACUAAGGAGGCAGUUGAUUUGUUGAAUGAGAUGGCUUACAAGGGAGUUGAUCCUAAUGUCAUCACGUACACUACCCUUUUAAAUGCAUUUGCUGACCAAGGAAAUAUUGGUCUUUCUUUUGCUAUGCUGAGUAAGAUGUUUGUUAGUGGCUGUUCUCCAAAUAUUCAUUCGUUUACUUGUUUGAUUAAGGGAAAUUCAUUAUUGGGACAAUGGUAUGAAGCUCUUCAUGUGUGGGAUGGUAUGAUCAAAGAGGGAAUUUUGCCCAAUGUUAUAGCAUAUAAUGCACUUCUCCAUGGUCUGUGUUUGGCUGGUAAUACGAAUAUGGCUCUGUCUGUUUAUAGUGCAAUGGAAACAAGUGACUGCCUUCCAAAUUCGACAACCUACAGCACCCUCAUUGAUGGAUUUGCCAAAUCCGGAGAUGUGAUUAAAGCAUCUGAGAUAUGGAAUAGGAUGAUAAAUCAUGGUUGCCAUCCAAAUGUUGUUGUAUAUACAUGUAUGGUUGAUGUACUCUGCAGGAAUUUCAUGUUUGAACAAGCUUACAGUCUUCUAGAUGACAUGGUAAUAGAAAAUUGCCCACCAAAUACCAUUACUUUUAACACAUUUAUCAAAGGUUUGUGUUGUAGUGGUAGAAUUGAAUGGGCAGUGAUGCUAUAUUAUCAAAUGGAAAGAUUUGGUUGCUCAGGUAAUACUACCACAUAUAAUGAGUUGUUGGAUGGGUUGUUCAAAUGUAACAACCUGACGGUAGCACUUCAGCUUGUUAGGGAAAUGGAGGAAAAAAAUAUUGAAUUUAAUUUAGUCACGUACAACACUAUAGCAUCUGGUCUCUGCCAUAUGGGGAUGCUUGAGGAAGCCGUAAAACUUGUGGCAAAAAUGCUGGUUAGGGGAAUUAGACCUGAUGUUCUCACGUUCAACAUACUUAUGAAUGCGUACUGUAAGGGUGGUAAGGUUGAAUCUGCAAAACAACUUCUGAAUGCUAUGAGUCAAGUCGGCUUGCGUCCAGGUUUCAUAUCCUAUACCUGUCUGAUAGAUGGACUGUGCAGUUGGGUUGGUCUGGAAGCUGCAAUCUGUUGCCUCCAGAAGAUGAUAAAUGAUGGCAUUCCACCCAAGAUAUCGACAUGGAAUGUUCUGGUCCGUCAUUUGUUUAGCAAGAUUGGCUAUGGAAGUGCACUAGAAUAUCUAGAUAGUAUAUUGGCAGCAGACUGAAGGUGUGAACUUGCUUCAUCAGACUGGAAUGAUGAAUAUGCGUAAAAACCUUCACUAUGGAUAUAAACGGCAGUAGUUGCAGUGAAAGAAAUUUUACGAUGGAGGGGUCCUUCACCAGACCUGAAUUGACGAAGUGGCAUUAACAACUUGUUUAGGCAUAUAUGGCUAAUUUUGCAGGUGAAUCCUAAUUUCAUUUGCUGUUGAUUUGAGGAUUUUGGAGAACCAUGAAAAGAUAUUGCAGUUUGGAAGAAGUUUCAUGAGAAACCCUUGUCAAGGGUAUCUUUUUGAGGUGUCCAAGGAUUGACACAGGUCAGAACCGGGAACCAGACACAUGAAAUGGCAGCCAUAUUUUUGUAGGACACUGAUCUUUUUGGCAUGAAUAUUUGCAAGAGGCAUUAUGCAUAGAGUGAGAAAGGGUAAUUCGCUGUAAACAAAGGUGGGUUUUGCUAGAAGAACAAAACAAGUCAGCGAUAGAAAAAUUCAUCAUAUGUGUUGGCUUAUUCGGAAACACUAUUUUUUUUUUAAUCUUUUGGCCCUUUUUCCUGUUCUAUCAUGGGAUAUGUAACCUGAAAUUCUGUUCUUGAUUGCCUAAAGAGAACAGGUGUAGUAAUUUUUUUUUCCUUUAUUUCUGUUACAAGCUUUUUACCUGGUUUGUGUUUCACCUU